Trichoderma gamsii is the source of this 264-nucleotide messenger RNA. RefSeq lists its product as hypothetical. The record is from RefSeq and is a predicted model, not a curated record. The coding region runs from base 1 to 264 and encodes 87 amino acids. The transcript is spliced from 3 exons. Lineage: Eukaryota; Fungi; Ascomycota; Sordariomycetes; Hypocreales; Hypocreaceae.
AUGCAUUUUCUGAACCUCCUCUUGGCCCUUCCUGCUGCUCUUGUAGCAGCCGCUCCAGCUACCGAGAAUAUUAGUAGACAGGUCGCCUCUGGAUGCUACGCCUUUGAGGAUCCAGACUGCGGUAUCAACUAUGCUGUUUGCCAAUGUGCCAAUGGAUGGUUCUAUGAGUACAAUCAGGCUAAUGCGAAUAACGGCAAUUACUGCAACCCUCCUUGGGGAUUCCUUGCAACAUCUGAGUCUGGACUAGGUGGCUAUAGCUGUUGA